CUUCUUAUAAAAUUAUAAGGACAUACCGACCUGUGUCAGCGGCUUCGAAAAAGGAUUGGGCGCGCGGGAGUAAAGGCAGAAACGAAUGUUCCCAACCAUCAAAACCGCCUGAUGCGAAAUCCACAUUCCAAUUUGGUGUGCACUUCAAUUUCACAGAAUUUAUUUGAUCAAAGCUCGUGUGCCGCGUUGCUGUGUCGUAAUUCGUUUACACCGCUGCAACAUUGAUGUGGCCCAAAAUGCGCUUUGCAGCUGCUAUCGUGUUGGCUAUUGUCCUGGCUUUCUGCAGCCAGGUAGAGGCUGGUGUUUGGCCCCGGUCGCGGCCCUAUGUGGUCGGUCACCGCGGCGCGUGCGGGUACCGCCCCGACCACACGAUGGCGUCCUACCAGCUGGCCGUUGACAUGGGCGCCGACUUUAUUGAGUGCGAUGUGGUGCUGACCAAGGACCUGGUGCCCGUGUGCCGCCACGAGCCCCUCCUGUCUGACACCACUGAUGCCGACGCCAAGUUCCCCAGCCUCAUCAAGACGAACACCAUCGACGGGUACAACUACACCGGCGUGUUCGCCAACGACCUGACCCUGGCUGAGCUGAAGACCCUGCGUGCCAGGCAGCCGCUGCCGGAGCGUGACCAGUCCUUCAACGGCCUCUACCCCGUCCCCACCCUGGAGGAGUACAUUGCCCUUGCCAAGGCCGCCCCCCGUACCGUCGGUAUCUACCCCGAGACCAAGCACCCCACGUGGCACGACAGCCUGCCCAUUGUCAAGGCCGCCCAGACCACCAUGUCCGACAUUGUGCUCGACGUCCUGGAGAAGCAUGGCUACAAGGGCCCCGUCAACAGCAAGGCCUGGUCGCGCCAGCCCGCCUUCAUCCAGUCCUUCGAGGUGGGCAACCUCAAGUACCUGUCCCGCAAGACCUGUAUCCCGCUGGUGCAGCUGAUGGACGACUUCACCGCGGCCAUCCCCGACAUGCCCACCAAGACCUACAGCGACCUCAUGACCGACGCAGCGAUGAAGGACAUUGCCACCUACGCCUCGGGUGUGGGCCCCUGGAAGAACACCCUGGUGCGCGCCAAGGCCGGAGCCAACGUGACCGCCAACGGUGCUGGUCUGGAGUCCACCGGCCUUGUGGAGCGCAUCCACAAGUACGGCAUGCAGCUGCACCCCUACACUUUCCGUGACGAGGCGUACCGCCUGACGUACGGCAGCUUCUCCACACCCUGGGACGAGUAUGAGCUGUUCUUUGACAAGAUGGGCAUUGACGGCGCCUUCACCGACUCCGCUGAUACCCUCAAGACCUUCUUCAAUGAGAAGGCCAAGGAGCAGGGCCGCCUGUGGAACACCGGCGCCGUUAUCAACCGCGCCGGCCGCCCCAAGCCGCACAACCCCAAGUGCUAGACGCAUACAUUGAAAGGAGCGGGCACCCGUGACACGAUGGUGUACGACGUACAGACAGCAACCGAUUGCUGCUUUGGCCCAUCAUAAGAGGGGCUGUACAUUGUACCUAGAAAACGGGUGUUCAGGCGUGCCGUCUGCACGCGAUCACAACGCGGCGUGCGUGGAGGCGGAGCAGGAUUGUGGACAUGCAUCCGGCGGCGAUUGAGCACAUUAAGGCAUGGGUUGCUACUUGGGAAGCAUGUGAUGAGUCAGAUCUGUUUAGAACGAUCGAGGGGUGAGUGGGAGCACAUGAUGUGGCGCAUACAUGGUGACGGCAUGUGCCCGGUGACCAGCAAAAACGUUUGCCCCGCCGGCAAGCCACCAGCGAUGGAUAAGUGGGUUUCGGACCACCGCACCCGCCCCUGAACCUUCGCAAGUACCGUACACGGUACCAGCCAACCAGGGCGGUUGGUGUUGGUUUGAUUGGGGACUUUCAGGUCAAGUGUGGCCAAUGCAGGGAUGCCAGAAACAAGGACAUGAAAGAUAGGGAAGCAGUAGGGAAAGCUAGUAGUCCUCCCUGGGGCCUGUGCAAACGCCGUGCCGACAAUUGUGUUGUGCCAAACUCGGCAUGGAGGUCGGGCUGAGAAGCCACGGAGCCCAAUAAGCGCAUGUAAUCCGCCAUGCAC
Molecule: messenger RNA, 2056 nt
Organism: Chlamydomonas reinhardtii
Lineage: Eukaryota; Viridiplantae; Chlorophyta; Chlorophyceae; Chlamydomonadales; Chlamydomonadaceae
Exons: 13
Coding region: 237-1391 (384 amino acids)
Biological process (GO): lipid metabolic process
Molecular function (GO): glycerophosphodiester phosphodiesterase activity
Source: RefSeq, a predicted model, not a curated record